Odocoileus virginianus texanus is the source of this 1458-nucleotide messenger RNA. Lineage: Eukaryota; Metazoa; Chordata; Mammalia; Artiodactyla; Cervidae. The record is from RefSeq and is a predicted model, not a curated record.
GCCAGGGUCCCCGGGGGUGGGAAGGAAGGCAGGAAGGCCGGCGCAGCCGUGCGCUCCGUGAAGCCCGCCACCCCUGCCCGCAGCCCGCUGCCCGGACCGGCCUGGCACCAUGCUGCCCGCGCGCUGCGCCCGCCUGCUCACGCCCCACUUGCUGCUGGUGUUAGUGCAGCUGUCCCCGGCUCGCGACCACCGCACCACCGGCCCCAGGUUUCUCAUAAGUGACCGUGACCCUCAGUGCAACCUCCACUGCUCCAGGACUCAACCCAAACCUGUCUGUGCUUCCGACGGCAGGUCCUACGAGUCCAUGUGUGAGUACCAGCGAGCUAAGUGCCGAGACCCAACACUGGGUGUGGUACAUCGAGGCAGAUGCAAAGACGCUGGCCAGAGCAAGUGCCGCCUGGAGCGGGCUCAGGCCCUGGAGCAAGCCAAGAAGCCCCAGGAGGCGGUGUUUGUCCCGGAGUGCACGGAGGAUGGCUCCUUCACCCAGGUGCAGUGCCAUACUUACACCGGCUAUUGCUGGUGUGUUACCCCAGAUGGGAAGCCCAUCAGUGGCUCUUCUGUGCAGAAUAAAACUCCUGUAUGUUCAGGUUCGGUCACUGAUAAGCCUGCGAGCCAGGGUAACUCAGGAAGGAAAGAUGACGGGUCUAAGCCGACACCCACGAUGGAGACCCAGCCGGUGUUCGAUGGAGACGAAAUCACAGCUCCAACUCUCUGGAUUAAACACUUGGUAAUCAAGGACUCCAAACUGAACAACACCAACAUAAGAAAUUCAGAGAAAGUUCACUCGUGUGACCAGGAGAGACAGAGUGCCCUGGAAGAGGCCCGGCAGAACCCCCGCGAGGGCAUUGUGAUCCCUGAGUGCGCCCCUGGGGGUCUCUAUAAACCAGUGCAGUGCCACCAGUCCACUGGCUACUGCUGGUGUGUGCUGGUGGACACCGGGCGUCCGCUGCCGGGGACCUCCACACGCUACGUGAUGCCCAGUUGUGAGAGUGAUGCCAGGGCUAAGAGUGCAGAGGUGGAGGACCCCUUCAAGGACAGGGAGCUGCCAGGCUGUCCAGAAGGGAAGAAACUGGAAUUUAUCACCAGCCUACUGGAUGCCCUCACCACUGACAUGGUGCAGGCCAUUAACUCAGCAGCGCCCACUGGAGGUGGGAGGUGAGAGCGUGAGCAGGACUCAGGCCCAGUGGGACCUCGGAGCCCCUGAUCUUUUAGAUGCUGCAGGAUGCUGAGACAGUGGGGAGGCCUUGGGUAGCGCAAGGGCUGGAAGUUGAUCCUUUUCCUGAAACCAUGUAGCUGUGACUUAGUCCAACCUUCUGCCAAAAAUCUCACCACCCCUCUCCCCUUUCCAGUCAGUGGGAGUUGCUUUUCUCUAGCUUGUAGUUACCUGAUUACAGGUAAGUCCAGGAGUGUCUGGGACUUCCCAGGUGGUGCUAGUGGUAAGGAACCCACCUGCCAAUG